This is a messenger RNA of Ceratitis capitata (Mediterranean fruit fly), 2656 nucleotides long. It is a transcript of the gene Hsc70-5, whose product is annotated as heat shock 70 kDa protein cognate 5. NCBI's taxonomy places the organism in Eukaryota, Metazoa, Arthropoda, Insecta, Diptera, Tephritidae. The transcript is spliced from 6 exons. Gene Ontology annotation, biological process: cellular response to unfolded protein; protein refolding. Gene Ontology annotation, molecular function: misfolded protein binding; ATP binding; ATP hydrolysis activity. Gene Ontology annotation, cellular component: cytoplasm; mitochondrion. Bases 122 to 2164 code for a protein of 680 amino acids. The record is from RefSeq and is a predicted model, not a curated record.
AAAGUGAAAAACGUGCUGCUUUUCUUUUUUCGUUCACACGCGACGACUGUGAAGUUCGAGAAAAUUUCUUAAAUCGAGAAUUAUCAAAAGACGUUAAUAUUCGGUCAUAAUCUGUUAAAAAAUGUUGCGGAUACCGAAGUUCGUUCCACGAUUGAUUGGUCAGCGCUUUGCUGCCGCUGAUUAUGGAAAUUUCUUGGCCAAGAAUGUACAGGUAACAGUUGGUAAUGGAUCUGUCAGCCAAUUUCGUCACAAGUCUGGCGAAGUCAAAGGAGCCGUAAUCGGUAUAGAUUUGGGAACAACAAAUUCUUGUGUGGCAGUAAUGGAGGGUAAACAAGCCAAGGUUAUUGAAAAUGCAGAGGGUGCACGUACAACACCUUCUCAUGUUGCUUUUACCAAAGACGGAGAACGCUUGGUUGGUAUGCCAGCAAAACGGCAAGCAGUUACGAAUUCGGCAAACACUUUUUACGCUACUAAACGUUUAAUUGGUCGUCGUUUCGAUGAUCCAGAAAUUAAAAAAGAUUUGAAAAACUUGUCAUACAAAGUGGUAAAGGCAUCAAACGGAGAUGCAUGGGUUUCUUCUACCGAUGGCAAAGUGUAUUCACCUUCACAAAUCGGGGCUUUUAUAUUGAUGAAAAUGAAAGAAACCGCAGAGGCAUAUCUUAAUACACCGGUUAAGAAUGCUGUUGUCACAGUGCCGGCUUAUUUCAACGACUCGCAGCGUCAGGCCACCAAAGAUGCUGGUCAAAUAGCCGGUUUGAACGUGUUGCGUGUUAUUAAUGAACCUACAGCUGCUGCGCUGGCCUACGGCAUGGACAAGACAGAUGAUAAAAUUAUUGCAGUAUAUGAUUUAGGUGGUGGAACCUUCGAUAUUUCAAUUCUUGAAAUUCAAAAGGGAGUUUUCGAAGUAAAGUCUACCAACGGCGAUACGUUGCUUGGCGGUGAAGAUUUUGAUAACACUAUUGUUAACUAUUUGGUAUCGGAGUUUAAAAAGGAUACUGGUAUAGAUAUUACUAAGGAUAACAUUGCUAUGCAGCGCCUGAAAGAAGCUGCUGAGAAAGCAAAAUGUGAAUUAUCAUCAUCACAACAAACAGAUAUAAACUUGCCAUAUUUGACAAUGGAUGCAUCUGGCCCACAACAUAUGAAUUUAAAAAUGACUCGAUCUAAGCUUGAAAGCCUUGUUGGGGAUUUGAUUAAACGUACAAUGCAACCGUGUCAAAAGGCACUAUCUGAUGCUGAGGUUUCUAAAACUGAAAUUGGUGAAGUUUUAUUAGUCGGUGGAAUGACGAGAAUGCCAAAAGUACAGCAAACAGUCCAAGAUUUGUUUGGCCGACAGCCAUCACGUGCAGUCAAUCCCGAUGAAGCUGUAGCUGUAGGCGCAGCAGUUCAAGGUGGAGUCCUUGCUGGAGAUGUUACAGAUGUUUUAUUGCUCGAUGUCACGCCUUUGUCACUUGGCAUUGAAACAUUGGGUGGAGUAUUUACACGACUGAUCUCCAGGAAUACUACCAUCCCCACCAAGAAGUCUCAAGUGUUUUCAACAGCUGCGGAUGGUCAGACACAAGUAGAAAUAAAAGUGCAUCAAGGCGAGCGUGAAAUGGCAUCAGAUAAUAAAUUACUCGGUUCAUUCACAUUGGUAGGCAUUCCACCCGCACCACGAGGUGUUCCACAAAUCGAAGUGGUUUUCGAUAUCGACGCCAACGGCAUUGUCCAUGUGUCUGCUAAAGAUAAGGGCACUGGUAAAGAGCAACAAAUCGUUAUUCAAUCGGGUGGUGGUCUGAGCAAGGAUGAAAUCGAAAACAUGAUUAAGAAGGCUGAAGAGUAUGCUGCAUCCGACAAAAAGAAACGUGAGUUAAUCGAAUUGGUCAACCAAGGCGAGAGCAUUGUUCACGAUACAGAAACCAAAAUGGAGGAAUUUAAGAGUCAAUUACCUGCAGAAGAGUGUGAAAAGCUGAAGAAAGAAAUCGCUGAUUUACGUACGCUGCUGGCUAACAAAGAUACCGCCGAGCCUGAGGAAGUGAGGAAAGCUACCAAUCAAUUGCAACAAUCAUCUCUGAAACUAUUCGAAAUGGCGUAUAAAAAGAUGUCGGCGGAACGUGAGAGCAACGCUAGUGGAAGCAGCACUUCUGAACAAAGUUCCUCUGAGGAACAAAAGGAAGGAAAGAAUUAGAGUGACCACAAUGUUAGAUGGGUAGGAGUGUGUGAAUUUUGUAAGAGUAAAUGCUAGAUGAUGAUCUUUACAUUUGUCCACUCUUCAUUCGAAACAAUUGACAGAUGGAAGCUCUUUUGAAUAUAUUGAUCCAUAAAUUUUUUAUUGUUUAUUAUGGAAUCAAGAAAUCAAGCGAUUACAUCUUGAAGUUGCUAUUAAAUAAGAUAUGACCACAAUUUUACUUUUAUGUGGUUUCUUUUUUUAUCAUAAUAGUAUAGUUUAUUAUAUUUUAGUUUAAAAAUCGAAGAGAAGAGAACAAUAUCCAGAUGUUCGUAAAAAUCUGAAAUGGGUUAUUUUUAAGCAGUUGUGUUAGUGGCUUAACUUCGAGUUAAAUGAGCAUAUGUGAAAUCCUACGUUUAUUUUCAUGUGAAGUACACUUAAUAUAAAACAUGUAUGUAUUAAUAUAAAUAACAAUAAAUAGUAUACAAUAUCAGUUGUACAGUAAUUGGCCGA